This is a messenger RNA of Mollisia scopiformis, 1218 nucleotides long. RefSeq lists its product as uncharacterized. The coding region runs from base 1 to 1218 and encodes 405 amino acids. The record is from RefSeq and is a predicted model, not a curated record. Gene Ontology annotation, molecular function: mRNA binding. The transcript is spliced from 2 exons. Gene Ontology annotation, biological process: RNA processing. Gene Ontology annotation, cellular component: nucleus. Lineage: Eukaryota; Fungi; Ascomycota; Leotiomycetes; Helotiales; Mollisiaceae.
AUGUCCACUCCCAAGAUCGAAGCUACAGAGCCUGAUCCUGCAGCUGCCUCAAUUCCCAACGAUGAGACCGUGAACAAGGAGAACGGCGACGCUUCUGCGCCCACCGAUGUGGAUGUUGUCGCAGAAGAAACCAAGGCUGAAGUAAAAGAAGAAAAUGGCGACGCUGCAGAGAAGAAAGAUGUGAAGAGCGAGGAUACUGAAGAGGCCAAUGAAGAAGGCAAGCCUAAGCUGAGAUUCAACGAGAAUGGCAUCCUCAAGACUUCUGCCAAACCUAUUGAGGGUGUGAACAACAGCAAAUACGAUGCGUCUGUCUUGUCAGAGUCUGAAGAUCCUGUCAAGAUCCGAGCACAGGUCGAAUUCUACUUUGGAGACUCGAAUCUUCCAACUGACAAUUAUCUAUGGGACCUGACCGGUGGUUCUGCGAACAAGCCUGUCGAUCUUGCUAAAAUCCUCGGAUUCGGACGCAUGAAGCGCUUUACGUCAAGAGAAAUUGUCCUUGCCGCACUCAAAGAGAGCAAGUCCCUCCAGGUCACUGGUGAAAAGGGCGAGGAGCAGGUCAAUCGCCGCAUCGCCUACGACCCAACGAAGUCUAGCAGAGCUGAAUCUCGAUCGAUCUAUGCCAAAGGCUUCGGCGACGAGGAACCAAGCUCUCAAUUCGACAUUGAAGCAUUCUUUGCUCCUUACGGUCCCACCAAUGCCGUUCGACUCCGCCGCACUGAUGACAGACUGUUCAAGGGUUCCGUCUUCGUCGAAUUCCAAGAUGAUGAGACCGCCAAGAAAUUCCUCGACCUCGACCCCAAGCCAUUGUGGCAGGGCAAGCAUACCCUCCUCAUCCAAUCGAAGAGAGAGUAUGUUGAAGGAAAGGCACAAGAUAUCCGAGAUGGAAAGAUAGACCCUCAAGAGGCUCGUAUUUUUGGAAACCGUGGUAGAGGCCGUGGUCGCGGAGGUCGUGGCCGUGGCCGUGGCGGUGACUUCAAGAGAGGGGAUCGUGAUCGAAAUGGAGGCCGUGAGCGACGUGACCGAGACUUUACCGAUCGCGAUCCUGAUGACUGGAAGAAGAGACGCGAGGAAGACCGAGCUUCUGGCUUCAAGGAUGAUCGCAAAAAUGGUCGAAAUGCUCGGGAUCACCACAAGAAGGGUGGUCGUGGUGGACGUCGUGAUGAUCGAGGACAUCGUGACAACGACAGAAAUCGGGAGCGGAAAGAUAGAGAUGAGUGA